AUGGCCAACAAAAUUCUUCGCGUUGGAGUGAUCGGAUGCGGUGAAAUCACUCAAGUUGCCCAUAUUCCAACUCUUGGGUUCCUCUCGGACUUUUUCCAGAUCACCUACCUUUGUGAUGUCUCUGGAAAUGCCCUCCAGCACUGUAAAAACAAGGUCAUUGGAGGCGUGCCUCAGACUACUUGCAACGCCGAAGAACUCUGUGCUAGUCCCAAUGUGGAUAUUGUGAUGAUUGCGAACAGCGAUGCUUUCCAUGUUCCCCACACUAUUCUAGGCCUAACUCAUAACAAGAUUGUCUUCAUUGAGAAGCCCAUGGCCUUGUCGUUGAAAGAUGCCGACGAAGUCAUUCGGCUUGAGAAGCAAUCAUCUGGAAAGGUGAUGGUGGGGUACAUGAGACGUUAUACCGCUGGUUUCCUCGACGCAAUCAAGGAAAUUGGAAGUCUUGACCAAAUUCAAUAUGCGCGUGUGCGGGACGUGGUUGGUCCCAACUCCUCGUUUGUUGGGCAAUCGGGCACUUUCCCCAAGGUCUUCUCCGACUACAAGCCUGAGGAUUCCAAGGAUUUGGCAUCCAAGACAGACAACUUUCUUGAGCAGGCUCUGACGAAGGAGCUUGGCAUUUCCGUCGAUUCAGAUACUGCCACUCAAUGGAGGCAUCUUGGUAGUCUCGGUUCGCAUGAUCUUAGUGCUAUGAGAGAGGCUCUCGGCAUGCCAACGGGAGUGCUCGGCGCUUCUCUUUGCACCGCUCAAGGACCACAGUUCUGGAGUGCUCUCUUCCAAUAUCCCUCUUUUGCUGUAUCGUAUGAGUCAGGAAUUGACGACGUGCCCCGUUUCGAUGCAUCUAUCGAGGUCUUUGGUAAGCAAAAGACCGUGAAGGUCUGCUUUGAUUCUCCUUAUGUCAAGGGUUUGCCUACCACCAUGCACAUCCGCGAGAAGCUUGAAGAUGGAUCCUUCCGGGAGUCUAUGACCAGAAAGACUUAUGAAGAUGCCUACACUCUGGAAAUGAAGGAGCUCUACGAGUUUGCUGUCCGUGGCAAGCCUGCUAAGACCACUUCGGAGGAUGCUAAGAAGGACUUGGAAAUAUUUGGCAUGAUCAUGAAGGCAGGAUUGGAAGGACAAGCUCGACUGGGCCUCAAGAAAUAG
Messenger RNA from Penicillium nucicola, 1137 nucleotides. RefSeq names its product Gfo/Idh/MocA family protein. The coding region runs from base 1 to 1137 and encodes 378 amino acids. Gene Ontology annotation, cellular component: cytoplasm. The record is from RefSeq and is a predicted model, not a curated record. The transcript is spliced from 3 exons. Gene Ontology annotation, molecular function: nucleotide binding; oxidoreductase activity. NCBI's taxonomy places the organism in Eukaryota, Fungi, Ascomycota, Eurotiomycetes, Eurotiales, Aspergillaceae. Gene Ontology annotation, biological process: NADPH regeneration.